AUGCGUGUACCUCUGAUCCGACUGCAGUGCGGCGUCAACAGCUACGACUGGGGCAAGGUCGGCAAGGACUCUGCAGCCGCCAAAUUCCACGCUGCGACAGCCGCAGAAGACUUUUCAAUUCAGGAGGACAAGCCUUAUGCUGAGCUAUGGAUGGGCACACACCCUUCGCUGCCCUCAAAAGACCUCGAAACCCAGCGUUCCCUGCUCGAGCUCGUCCAGGAGAACCAAGCGCUGCUCUCCGCCGACAUCGCCGAGCGCUACGAGAACAAGCUCCCCUUCCUGUUCAAGGUCCUGUCGAUUGGCAAGGCCUUGAGCAUCCAGGCCCACCCGAACAAAAGCCUUGCCGAGCAGCUGCACAAAAAGGACCCCAAGAACUAUCCUGAUGACAACCACAAGCCCGAGAUGACCAUCGCGGUCACGCCCUUUGACGGCCUCUGCGGUUUCCGACCCCUCGACGAGAUUGCGCACUUCUUCCAGACCAUACCCUCGCUGCGCAAGCUGGUCGGCGAGGACGAGGCCAAGAGCUUCGAGGACACAGUCAAGGGCAAGGAGACAUCGGACAAGGCGGAGGAUGUCAAGGCCAACAAGAAGGCCCUGCAGUCGGCCUUCACCAAGGUCAUGAACACAGACAAGGACGCCCUGGCCUCGGCCGCGAAGGAGCUGCUCUCCGCGGCCCGAUCCGAAGGCUCGUCUUUCGCGGGCAACGGUGGGCCCUCCAACUCCGGCACGCAGCUCGCCGACCUGGUCGUCCGCCUCGAUGCGCAGUUCCCCGGCGACAUUGGGCUCUUCGUGCAGUUCUUCCUGAACUACGUGCAGCUCGAGGUCGGUGAGGCCAUGUUCCUCAAGGCCGACGACAUCCACGCCUACCUCUCGGGCGACAUCAUCGAGUGCAUGGCGUCGUCGGACAACGUAGUGCGCGCCGGCUUCACGCCCAAGUUCAAGGACGUUGACACCCUGACGGCCAUGCUGACGUACUCGUACGCACCCAUCAGCGAGCAGAAGAUGAGCCCCAAGGACUACGCGUACGCCAAGCUGAAUACGACGGCCUACUCGUCCAACUCGUCCAACACCCUGUACGACCCGCCGAUCCCCGAGUUCGCUGUCGUCCGGACGGCGCUGAACAAGAGCGGCGCCAAGACGACGUUCGACCCCAUCGACGGUCCCAGCAUCAUACUGUGCACCAAGGGCACGGGCACGAUUAGCGUGGGGCCCAAGAAGGAGGAGCUGAAGGAGGGCUACGUCUAUUUCGUUGGCGCGACCGCCGAGGUCGUCAUCGAGAGCGCGACCGAUGCUGGCAACGAGGAAGGCCUAGUCACAUUCAAGGCCUUCUGCCAGCUCGACGAGGAGGCGAAGCAGAAGCUGUAG
This is a messenger RNA of Didymella exigua CBS 183.55, 1365 nucleotides long. Its product is annotated as mannose-6-phosphate isomerase. Gene Ontology annotation, cellular component: cytosol. Lineage: Eukaryota; Fungi; Ascomycota; Dothideomycetes; Pleosporales; Didymellaceae. Gene Ontology annotation, biological process: carbohydrate metabolic process; GDP-mannose biosynthetic process. The transcript is spliced from 5 exons. Gene Ontology annotation, molecular function: mannose-6-phosphate isomerase activity; zinc ion binding. The record is from RefSeq and is a predicted model, not a curated record. The coding region runs from base 1 to 1365 and encodes 454 amino acids.